Phragmites australis (common reed) is the source of this 1374-nucleotide messenger RNA. Its product is annotated as protein BCCIP homolog. The transcript is spliced from 8 exons. NCBI's taxonomy places the organism in Eukaryota, Viridiplantae, Streptophyta, Magnoliopsida, Poales, Poaceae. Bases 83 to 1168 code for a protein of 361 amino acids. The record is from RefSeq and is a predicted model, not a curated record. Gene Ontology annotation, cellular component: nucleus.
UGGUCCGCCUCUGCCCUGCACUUGUUCUCUCCCUCCGCCGCCGCCGCCGCCGCCGCCCCCCUUGCCCCGAGAGGUCGGAGGAAUGCCCGGCGGCCGAAAGCGCCCGGCUCCGUUCGCCGGAUUCUCCCCCUUCGCUCGCUCCCUCAUUUUCUCCGUGGCCUCCUCCUCCGGCUCUUCAAAACCACUACCUCUCCCCGAGGCUUCCUCCUCCUCCUCCGCCGCCGCCGAAAACCCUCGAGACAACAUGCCGCGUCCGCCAUCCAAGCGCGCGAAGAAGCAGGCCGAGCCCUCCAGCGACGAGGAGCGCAGCAGCAGCGAAAGCGAGGAAGAGAGCUUUAGCAGCAGCGAAAGGGAGGAUUCUUCGGAGGAGCUCGAGACGGUGCAAGCGGACUUCGCAUUCUUCGACCCCAAGCCAAGCGACUUCCACGGCGUCAAGCUGCUUCUCAAGACUUACCUCGACUCCAAGCCCUGGGACCUCACUGGCUUCGUCGACCUCAUCCUUGCGCAGACAACGGUCGGCACGGUUGUCAAGUUGGCCGAUGAGGAGGAAGGGGAAGGAAAUGGUGGUGAGAAGACCAAUACCACUAGUGGUGACGAUGAUGAUCUGUUUGGUCUUAUUAGCGUGCUUAAUUUGGGACGAUACGGUGAACUCCGCUGCAUCAAGGAUUUGAAGGAGUAUCUAUUUGCUGUUUGCGGUGACAAGGAUACCAAGAAGAAGCUCAAGUCCCUGCUGGAAGAGAAAGUGUCUAGUGUGGGCCUUCUGGUGUGUCGCCGCUUUGUGAAUUUCCCGUAUGAACUAGUGCCUAAGCUGUAUGACUCACUCUUUGACGAGGUUUCCUGGGCAACAGAAGAUGAGCCAACACAAGAACUCCGGGACUCCUUCCGAUUCAACCAGUACCUAUUGGUUGUCAGAAUACUGGAGAGGAAAACUCCCGCAAAACACAAAGCAAAUAACAGCAAAGAUGAAGAUGAACCUGUUAUCUAUCUGAAGUUAGAGGAUGAAAUUUUUCGUGAGCUUAGCUCAUGGUCUUUCACUUUUCCAAUAUGUUCUGAACAGUCAGCUCAGCAGGAGAUGAAGAAUUACAAAGAGAUGGGCCUAGUGAUGGCGAUUAAUGCUGAGGCUGUUCCUAAGUUCCGCAAGAAGUUGGAGGCUUUGGUAUCCGAAUAGUAGUCAUUCUGGGUAUAGCUACUCAAUGUGGAAUUUUGCUGCUGUCCACAUGGUAUCACAUUUUUCUUGUUGUCAGCGCUCCAGUAAGUGCCAUUGUUAGUGUGACCGCAAAAUGGGUAUGUGAUUACAAGAAGGAAUCACUUUUAACUCCAAUUUUUCAUGUACUGAUAUCAAGAGAUUUUGAAGGUUGCGUGGUUGUUUUAGGA